AUGGAUGAGGUCGACGCUUUCAGGGAACGCAUCACAGCAGAAGCAGAAGAUCUCGUCGCAAAUUUUUUCCCAAAGAAGUUACUGGAACUUGACCACUUCCUCAAGGAUCCAAGCAUAAACAUCGUCGAGCUGAAGGAGAUCCACUCGGAGAUCAACCUGACCGUACCGGACCCCAUCCUUCUGCCAAACCUCCACGACGGACUGGAAGCGCAAAACGCCAAAAAGAGGAAGCUGGAGGAUGGAGGCGGGGAGGACCUGGUGACUGGCACCAAGGUCUUCGUCAUGCCUGGCGGAAUGAUGAAGAGCAACGGCAACCUCGUUGAACUCAUCGAAAAGGUCAAGCCUGAGAUCAGGACGCUCAUAGAGAAGUGCAACACAGUUAAAAUGUGGGUUCAGCUCCUCAUUCCCAGGAUAGAAGAUGGCAACAACUUUGGAGUGUCAAUCCAGGAGGAGACGGUAGCCGAGCUCAGAACAGUUGAAGGGGAGGCGGCGUCGUACCUCGACCAAAUAUCAAGAUACUACAUCACAAGAGCAAAGCUGGUUUCUAAAAUAGCUAAAUAUCCACACGUGGAGGACUACCGGCGCACGGUAACAGAGAUCGACGAGAAGGAGUACAUCAGUCUGAAGAUCAUCGUUUCAGAGCUCAGAAAUCAAUAUGUAACGUUACACGACAUGAUCCUGAAGAACAUCGAGAAGAUAAAGAGGCCCCGGAGCAGCAAUUCUGAGGCGUUGUACUGA
Menidia menidia (Atlantic silverside) is the source of this 738-nucleotide messenger RNA. The record is from the annotation of a GenBank genome assembly. NCBI's taxonomy places the organism in Eukaryota, Metazoa, Chordata, Actinopteri, Atheriniformes, Atherinopsidae.